This is a messenger RNA of Chrysochloris asiatica (Cape golden mole), 939 nucleotides long. RefSeq names its product pyridoxal (pyridoxine, vitamin B6) kinase (gene PDXK). Gene Ontology annotation, cellular component: cytosol. The record is from RefSeq and is a predicted model, not a curated record. Gene Ontology annotation, molecular function: pyridoxal kinase activity. Lineage: Eukaryota; Metazoa; Chordata; Mammalia; Afrosoricida; Chrysochloridae. The transcript has 11 exons. Gene Ontology annotation, biological process: pyridoxal 5'-phosphate salvage. Bases 1 to 939 code for a protein of 312 amino acids.
AUGGAGCAAGAGUGCCGAGUGCUCUCCUUCCAGAGCCACGUCGUCCGCGGAUACGUGGGCAACCGCGCCGCUACCUUCCCACUGCAGGUGCUGGGAUUUGAAAUUGAUGCCGUUAACUCUGUGCAGUUUUCAAACCACACAGGCUACGCACACUGGAAGGGCCAAGUGCUGAACUCCGGUGAGCUGCACGAGUUGUACGAAGGCCUGAAGCUGAACAAUGUGAACAAAUAUGACUAUGUGCUCACAGGUUACACACGGGAUGCAUCCUUCCUGGCUAUGGUGGUGGACAUUGUACAGGAACUGAAGCAGCAGAACUCCAGCCUCGUGUAUGUGUGUGACCCGGUGAUGGGGGACAAGUGGAACGGUGAAGGUUCAAUGUAUGUUCCAGAAGAUCUCCUUCCAGUUUACAAAGAAAAGGUGGUGCCCAUUGCAGACAUUAUAACUCCCAACCAGUUUGAAGCUGAAUUACUGAGUGGCAGAAAGAUCCACAGUCAAGAAGAAGCUCUGGCGGUGAUGGACGUGCUGCACUCCAUGGGCCCCGACACCGUGGUCAUCACCAGCUCUGAUCUGCCUUCCCCAAAGGGUAACGACUACCUGAUUGCACUGGGCAGCCAGAGGACAAGGCGGCUUGAUGGCUCCAUUACAACAGAGCGGAUCCGGAUGGAGAUGCGCAAGGUGGAUGCUGUCUUCGUGGGCACGGGGGACCUCUUUGCUGCCAUGCUCCUGGCUUGGACUCACAAGCAUCCCAACAAUCUCAAGGUGGCAUGUGAGAAGACCGUGUCUGCCAUGCACCAUGUCCUGCAAAGGACCAUCCAGUGCGCAAAAGCCCAGGCUGGGAAGGGACAGAAGCCCACCCCAGCCCAGCUAGAGCUCAGGAUGGUGCAGAGCAAGAGAGACAUCGAGAACCCAGAGAUCGUCGUGCAGGCCACAGUGCUGUGA